UAAGAAAAAAGAAAUUUCAUAUUGUGAGAUGGAUUUUGUGAAAAUGAACUCGUUCCAGAGCUCAUAGAUUUUUUAAAAUAAUAAUAACAGAACUGGUUGAAAUCGUAAAAAAAGAUUAUAAAGUUGAGCGAAACUGGACUAUUAAUGAGUGGUUGACUAGUAAGUUUCUGUUUCGUGUGAUUUAAAAAGACUAAGAAAGACUCAAAAACAUUUUUAAAACUGUUCAUCUGUUAUUUUGACUCUGUGAAUUCAAAAUCAUGAGGAUAUUCAAAUUAAAUGUGAUAAUCACGGAAGUGAUAAUAGCAUCAUUAGGAAUAUUGGUGGAAUCAGCAGCAUGGUCUCUCAGCAACAUAAUGAUGUCCGGUUCAAAAGCUGUGGAUAUCUAUGCAGACAGCGUUGCUAUUGCAGCAGAAAGAGGUAUGGAGGAAUGUCGAAACCAAUUCAGGUGGGAGCCCUGGGGCUGUCCAAAAGAGAGUUACAACGUCUUCUUAAGAUCCCAAAAAUAUCCAGCAACAAAAGAAAUGGCUUUCAUUCACGCUAUGAUCAGUGCCUCGAUAGUCAUAACUCUGACUAGGAAUUGCAGUUUAGGCCAUUUUAAUUCAUGUGGAUGUGAUGAGACGAAAAAAGGACCUUUAGGUUAUGCAGGAUGGGAAUGGGGAGGAUGCAGUGACAAUGUUAAAAUUGGUAACAAAAUGGCCAAACAUUAUAUGGACAGUAAAGAACAUGGAAGAGAUAUACAAGCCAUGAUCAAUUUGCAUAACAACAGAGUUGGAAGAAUGAUGGUUAAACGAAACAUGCGUCGAAUGUGCAAAUGCCAUGGAGUGUCAGGGAGCUGUGAGAUGAAGACAUGCUGGAUGAGAGUUCAGGAAUUAAAGCCAAUUGGGGAACUUCUGAAAAAGGCUUAUGAUUCAGCAGUUCCAGUCGAAUACAACGAUAAUGCCUUAAUAAGAACCGUAAAGAGGCGUAGGCAUCACCACGAAAAUUCUAUUUAUUAUCAACAGAGGCCUAAGUUGCCGAAGAACCAGCUAAUCUACAAUGAAAUUUCACCAAAUUAUUGUGUGGGGAACAAAACAGCUGGCGUUGCUGGAGUGUCUGGAAGGCAAUGUUCGAGAAGAACGGGAAGUGAUGUCUCAGACGCAGAGAGAGCAAGUUGCAAAACACUCUGCAGAGCUUGCGGAUAUAACAUCCAAGUGAAAACUGUAGUGGUGGAGAGUGUCUGCAAAUGCAAGUUUGAAUGGUGUUGCGAUGUUAAAUGCAAAACAUGCGUUGAGAAAGUCGCUCAGCAUCAAUGUGUAUGAUUAUUUCCAGUGACAAUAGUAGAAACAACCCCCACCGGUUCAUGAUACAUGUCUUCAAAUGUUAUUGAAAUGUGCAUAACAUUACGACUAAUAAUAUUACAUCUAAAGGAACCACUCUCAUUGCAAAACGACUUAUGAGUGGCGGGAGAUGGUCUGAAAUUGUGCUAAUGGUGCUACGCAUAGUAGUUACAUAAGAUAGUUCUGGUAUAUACAGAAAUAAAAGAAUCUUACGGUUAUUAUCGGGAAUGGGCAGAUCGUUCUAGAACUGGAACAGAUGGAGAAAAAAAAACAUUGCUGGCUCUGGGAAGCAUGGAUUCAUAUAAGUUUUAUUGCUUUGAAAUACGAGUGCUGUUCUUUCUUAUAUGCUUUCUUAGAGCAUCAAAACUAUUCUGAAAGUAUAUUAAAGAAGGCUAAACUGAUAAAGUGUUAUCAUGAAUAAACAAUACCUUAUGUGGAAAGUUCCUCUUAUAAUUAACUCGUUCAAAUCCAGUUUCGAUUUUAAAGAAUGCAGUAUGGAUGUGUUUGUUCGAUGACUUUCUAUGUUGCCAAAAGUUUUCCUGCAGACCAUUUGAAACUAAGAACACAAAAAGAAUAUUAUAUAUCUGAUUGAUUCCAUGUUGCGAGAUUCAUCAGAAAUCGAUAAAAAAGUUCCUUGCCUUAUGUUUUAAAAAAUUUAUUAAUUUUCUAUUUUUUGCUGUGGAUUUUAUAUGGAAAUUUCUGGAAAUUUCCGAAAUUGUAUAUAAUACAGAAAAUAUGUAAAUAAUUCAUAUUACAAAAUUGAUUGUAUAUAAAAAUAUUUAUUAAAAAUAUACUAAGCCUAACUUUGCAGAAACUGCAUGUUUGAAUUUGAUAGACAGAUCGUAAAUAAUCAAAUAUUUUUUUUCUAAUCAAACAGUUAUGAUCAAGGAAUUGAUUAAAUUAUUACAGCUUUUUUUAUGUUCUAGCUUUUUAUAGCAUAAAUUUUAGAUUUUUAGCAUGUAUUUGUAAACAGUAUAGCUUUCGAACGAUAUAAAUCCCUUGAAGAUGCAUGGGGACAUCAUUUCGCAGUUUUUUUUUCUUGUAUAACAAAACUGUAAAAUUUAUGUAAUUUAAAUAUUUGAUUUUUAUGUAAUUCUUCGCGAUUGUGAAUAAGGCCCUUAUUUCAAAAUUUAGUUCAAUCCAUUUUUAAUCUAAACCAACUGUGAAUUUUUUUUCUCUGUUUUUUAUAGUUGCAAAAUUCAAUAUCUUUUUAACCUUUCUAACCAGUUGCAGACAUGUCUCAAAUUUUCAAAAUUAUUUUAAUUUUUUUAAUUCAUUACUUAACUGGAAUUUCAAUUAAAAACAUUUUUAGUGCUAACUACAGAUAUAAAUACUCGAAAAGAAGUGUUUUUUUUUUAAUUUUUAUUUACUUAUACGUAUUUUAAAAAACGCAGCUUUACAUCAAAAUAAAGCAGAAAUAACAAGGUUAUAAUUGUUACAAUUAUCUUGCCAAAACUAAUUUAGCAAAAUAUUUUAAAUCUAAUUUUUUUUUUUUUCGUUAUAAAAGGAAAAACUAAAUUGAAAGAGGAAUCAUGACCCCCCACCCCCUUUCUCGCUUUCUUUUCUCUCCCUCAAUUUAAAAGAAUUUAGUUCAACAACAUAUUAAUGCAGAAACUAAAUUUAUUUUUCCUACUAGGAAAAAAAAAUGUUUCUACAACUUAAGGCGAAAACUGAAAUUUCCCAAUAGAAAUUUUCCUACCACAACAUAAGAAACAAUUUAAUUAAAACUUAAGAGUAAAUUUAGAAGAAAACAAACAUAAGCUGCGGCUCCUUCUAAGGAAUGUCUCUACAAUAAAAUAUUUCAAAUUGGAUUUAGUUGGUGUCAAAUCCAAUUGCUUCACACACAUAGGGUGUUCCAAAAUCGAACUGACAAAUUUUGACGGGUAGUAAAAGUCAUGGAAACAUAGAACCUCCAAACGCGUUGAGAAGGCUAAAAUCGUGGGCAAUGCAUGCAUGUUUCGAAGCUGGAAAAGAACUACAAAAUGUUUUAUUUAGCUAAUUACUACAAGAGUUUUUCGAAGUGC
Molecule: messenger RNA, 3340 nt
Organism: Parasteatoda tepidariorum (common house spider)
Lineage: Eukaryota; Metazoa; Arthropoda; Arachnida; Araneae; Theridiidae
Product: protein Wnt-8b-like
Biological process (GO): multicellular organism development; canonical Wnt signaling pathway; cell fate commitment
Cellular component (GO): extracellular region
Molecular function (GO): frizzled binding; cytokine activity
Source: RefSeq, a predicted model, not a curated record